GUUGACAAUUGCAUGUGCUUUCGUUUCACUUAGUUACUGACAAGUGCGUGCUGUCUCAUCUACUAUAUACGUCGGAAGAAUUCUGAAAAAUUGAUUCAUCUGCUCGCAUAAGAGGUUAUAAAGAAGAUUAUAGAUAUUCUCAAGCAAUAGUGGAGCAUCCAGAGAGGGACUGAAGAUGAAGUCAUACCAUAGAUGAAGCUCUUGAAAAGCAUUUGAAAUGGGAAUCAAUGUCAAAGACAUUGCUUGAAGUUGAGGUAUUGACCACAAUGUUGAAAUCAGAGGCUCCUAAAUUUGGAUCUGAGACUGCUUCUUCAUUGCUUGGAAAGUCUCACACUUCAUCUGUGUAUUCCACCUUAGAAAAAGAAGUUUUCCCGAACUUUAACUGCCAAGACAUUGUAGAAAUAGCUGGAACUGCUGGCUGUGGCAAAACAGAGCUCCUCUAUCACUUUAUCUGCCGCUGCAUUUUACCUCCAAAAUGGAAAAGACUAAAUACUGGAGGGCUGAAUUGUAAUGUUAUACUUGUAAAAACCAGAGGUGUUUUUAAUGUCAGAAGAAUUGCUGCAAUUUUGGAGAAAAAAAUUAAAAAACUGAUUGUUGCUUCUGGUUCUUCAAUUAAGAAGGCAGAUAUUUUGACAUUUAUUGAAGAAAAGUUAAAAUUGGUUUAUGUUAUGACUUGUUUUGAUAGUGAUGCAUAUUUUUCGGCUCUUUGUAACCUAGCAUUUCAAAUACGAAUGAAAAAACAUAAUUACAUUAUUAUGAUAGAUGAAAUAGCGACAUUUUACUUGACAGAUAAAAUGUGUGCAUCAAACCAGGCUUCAUUCAAUCAUCUUAAUAACAAAAUAGUUACUUACAUUAAGGUAAUUUCAGAAAAGCAUAAGUGUCCAGUGAUUGUCACUAGACGACAGAUUUAUACAGAUGAAGCUGCUGAUAAAAAAUGCCUUGGGGCUUUAUGGCAAAAUAUGGUAACUUGUGACAUAUUAUUACAUUUGGAGAAGGUUACUGACAGUGGAACUGUAAUUUCACUCGCGAAUCAUAAAAGUGGAAUUUCAAGGAAGUUUUGUAUACAAAAUGAUGGCUUGACUUUUUUGAUAAAUUCUUAAAUUGUAUUGAAAUGUUUGUAAAAUCUACUG
This is a messenger RNA of Uloborus diversus, 1130 nucleotides long. RefSeq lists its product as uncharacterized. The record is from RefSeq and is a predicted model, not a curated record. NCBI's taxonomy places the organism in Eukaryota, Metazoa, Arthropoda, Arachnida, Araneae, Uloboridae. Gene Ontology annotation, molecular function: four-way junction DNA binding. The coding region runs from base 228 to 1100 and encodes 290 amino acids. The transcript is spliced from 4 exons. Gene Ontology annotation, biological process: DNA strand invasion; double-strand break repair via homologous recombination. Gene Ontology annotation, cellular component: replication fork; Rad51B-Rad51C-Rad51D-XRCC2 complex; centrosome.